Messenger RNA from Dacryopinax primogenitus, 1561 nucleotides. RefSeq lists its product as uncharacterized. The transcript is spliced from 4 exons. The record is from RefSeq and is a predicted model, not a curated record. Gene Ontology annotation, molecular function: oxidoreductase activity, acting on paired donors, with incorporation or reduction of molecular oxygen; monooxygenase activity; heme binding. Bases 665 to 1243 code for a protein of 192 amino acids. NCBI's taxonomy places the organism in Eukaryota, Fungi, Basidiomycota, Dacrymycetes, Dacrymycetales, Dacrymycetaceae.
GAAUCCUACAGCAAAGCCUAGAGGAAGCGGUCCUGGCAGAUCAUUUCGAUUUCCCUUCUCGACACACACCAUCUCUGAUGCGCUACAUAUGCAUGAUCUUCCGGGAGACAUAUCAGUGCUCCGCCGGUCUCUGCCUCAUUUGACUUGAAAUGCUCAGGCAUGCCUCCGAUCUACGGGUCCACUGCGGGUCCACUGCGAGCUUCGAACUAUCACUUUCAGCGUAUUUCCGCGGCCGUUGGAAUUCUGUUUUAGUUCGAGCUGAUGGAAUGGAAUCGCUUGUGCACAGGGGGGAGGUGGUGUUACGCGAGUUGAUGUGUGAGAUGGUCAUGCGUUGGUCGAUACUUGUGUUUGCUUCGUUUACACAUCAGAACCAUCGAUGGAACGCCAUUUAUAUGAAUCUCCGCGCAUCGUUCAAGCUGUGCAAGAAAGAAGGAGGCCUGAUUCGUACCUGCUGAAGGCUUUCUUCUGUUCCCUUAUCUUGGACUCUGAUAUUCGUGCAGGGAAACCCGAGGAGCAGAUGCAGAGCAUCAUCAAUCUGUUUGUACCUGGCGAAAAAAACAGAACAUGGAGGCACCAUCAAAGGUGAAAUUCUUGCGACGUCGAUUUGUCAUCCAUUUGUCAGCAAGAGUGAAGGCGCAUCUUGGGCAAAUCGCAGCGUAUUCUGAUGCUACGUGUCGCUCUAUGCCACUCUUAUCUGCCUCGGGAUAAUAUUUCUCAUAUCUCUGCUAAGCAUCAUCCGCUCAGCGUCGGGACCCCACCCACCCAGCCCACGUGCAUUCCCAUCCUGGGCAUGUUGACCUUGCCGCCUAACUGGUGUCAUGAUCUCAAGAGACGGGCCGACAAAUACCCGGACAUCUUGACCAUCAGAAUGACGAGCAUUGCGCUGUCGGUGGUCAAUAGUCGCCGGGCAGCGUUUGAGAUAAUGGAGAAACGUGCAUGGAUCAACAAGCCAUUGACCAAGAAUGGUGAUGGUGCAAGAGCUGACUUCUCUAUCAGGAUCGGUCAGGCACAGGAUUCAUCCCAAACAGCCGUUCCAAAGCUACACAAGGAGUGCCGCUGGAUGUUAUCCGUCGCUCUCAGUCCGCGGGUCGUACAGGCAUACGGAGACGAGCAGGCUCAUCAGUUCCACCGAGUGGCGCUCGAUAUGCUUUCUGGAUCGGGAAAGUACCGCAGCGCGAUUGUGCGGUCAGUGCUGGAUCGCGCUCGCGCAUACAUGAAGCUCAGAGCUCGGUUAUUAAGCUGAGCGUGUACGAGGGCCGUCUCAGCAAUUGCAUGCCACCUCGCCUACGGAUACGAUAACAAGGAUGAGAAUGACCCUAUGGACCAGCGGGCAGAUCAGGCCCUGCGAAUUUUGGAGAGGAGUAGAUUUCUAUGGCAUUCUUUUCAGAUCAUCGAUACACAGACCAUGGCUCAAGCAGAACCCGACAAGGUGAUUGGCCGUGAGCAUCUUCUUACCGCGGCAGAUCGCGAGCGUUUGUCCUGCUGUUGGGCCGUUCUGCAAGAGACAUCGCGCCGGCGCCCUUUGCACUGUUGCAUAGUAUGGGUAAGGAGCAAAUAUUCG